This is a messenger RNA of Microthlaspi erraticum, 2421 nucleotides long. The record is from the annotation of a GenBank genome assembly. Lineage: Eukaryota; Viridiplantae; Streptophyta; Magnoliopsida; Brassicales; Brassicaceae.
AUGCAAUGCAAACUCGUUCGACAAUGUGAAUUUUCUGUUCAAUCCGCCGAACCGGCAUUGGAAUGGUCGGAUUCGGUAGUCACAGGCUUAGACUCUCGUGCUUACGGCACAAUGCUCCGUCGCUGCAUUCAUCAGAACGACCCAGUUUCAGCGAAAGCUAUUCACUGCGACGUCGUGAAGCGAGGCAGCUGCUUGGACCUCUUCGCCGCAAACAUUUUACUCAACGCCUACGUCAAACUUGGGUUCGCGAAAGAUGCGAUGAAGCUGUUCGACGAAAUGCCUGAGAGAAACAAUGUCUCGUUCGUCACUCUCAGUCAAGGGGACGCGUGUCGAGACCCCGUUGGUUUGUACACCAGGUUGCAUCGAGAAGGCCAUGAGCUUAAUCCACACGUCUUCACUUGCUUCUUGAAGUGGUUCGUCAAAUUGGACAUACCUGAGAUUUGUUGGUGGCUGCAUUCUCCUAUCGUUAAGCUCGGUUAUGACUCCAAUGCCUUUGUUGGAGCUGCGCUUAUCAGUGCUUACUCUGCCUGUGGUUUUGUUGAUAGUGCAAGAUCUGUUUUUGAAGGGAUUUCUUGCAAGGACGAUGUUGCUUGGAACGGGAUUGUAUCUUGCUACGUGGAGAAUGAGUGUUUCGAGGAAGCUAUUGAGCUCUUGUUUCGUAUGGGGAUGGAUGGUUUCAUGCCAAACAACUACACGUUUGCUAUGGCGCUUAAAGCUAGUAUUGGGCUCGGCGCAUUUGGUUUCGCCAAGGGUGUUCAUGGACGAGUUCUUAAAACAUGUUACGAGAAGGAUCCUCAUGUGGGUGUUGGUUUGCUUCAGCUGUAUACACAGCUCGGAGAUAUGACUGAUGCGCUCAAAGUAUUUAAUGAAGUGCCAAAGAAUGAUGUGAUUCCUUGGAGCUUUAUGAUUGCUCGUUAUGGUCAGAACGGUUUUUGCAGUGAGGCGGUUGAUCUGUUUGUGAGAAUGAGAGAAGCUUUCGUUGCUCCUAAUGAGUUUACGUUAACCAGUAUUUUGAACGCGUGUGCCAUUGGGAAGUGUUAUGGCUUAGGGAAGCAAAUCCAUGGUCUUGUGGUGAAAGAUGGAUUUGAUUUGGAGGUUUACGUCUCAAAUGCUCUUAUUGAUGUAUACGCCAAGUGUGAGAAAAUGGAUACCGCUGUGAAGUUGUUUGAUGAGUUAUCAUGUAGAAAUGAGGUAAGCUGGAACACAGUCAUCGUUGGGUAUGGGAAUCUAGGUGAGGGAGAAGAAGCGUUAAACAUGUUUCGUGAAGCGCUGAGAAGUCAGGUAUCAGUUACUGAAGUGACUUGCUCAAGUGCUAUUGGAGCUUGUGCUUCUUUAGCGAGCAUGGAGCUCGGUGUCCAAGUUCAUGGUUUGGCGAUAAAAACGAACAACGCCGAGAAAGUUGCAGUGAACAACUCACUGAUUGACAUGUAUGCGAAAUGUGGUGAUAUCAAAGACGCACAGUCUGUGUUCGACGAGAUGGAAACCAAAGACGUGCCUUCGUGGAAUGCGUUGAUCUCAGGGUAUUCCACGCAUGGACUGAGUAGAGAGGCGUUGAGAAUCUUCGACGUUAUGAAAAAUAGUGAUUGCAAGCCAAACGGGUUAACAUUUCUUGGUGUUCUUUCCGGAUGCAGCAAUGCAGGAUUAGUAGAAGAAGGUCAAGACUGUUUUGAGUCUAUGAUUCGAGACCAUGGUAUUGAACCAUGUAUAGAACAUUAUACGUGUAUGGUCAGGCUUUUGGGAAGAUCAGGGCGGCUUGAGGAGGCGAUGGAACUGAUUGAAGGGAUUCCUUAUCAGCCUAGCGUUAUGAUCUGGCGUGCAAUGCUCAGUGCCUCGAUUGGUCAGAACAAUGUAGAGUUUGCAAAGAGAUCGGCAGAGGAGAUACUUAAGAUCAAUCCAAAGGACGAGGCCACGUAUGUUCUAUUAUCGAACAUGUACGCAGGUGCAAAACAAUGGGCAGACGUUGCGUUAGUCAGGAGAAGCAUGAAGGAAAAAGGUGUAAAGAAGGAGCCUGGUUUAAGUUGGAUAGAGCAUCAAGGAGAUGUGUAUUACUUCGGCGUGGGAAUGUUAUCUCAUCAUCCGGAUAUGAAGCUUAUUAAUGGAAUGCUGGAAUGGCUUAACAUGAAAGCAAAGCGAGCUGGUUAUGUUCCUGAUCGGAGUGCUGUCCUGCUCGAUAUGGAGGAUGAAGAAAAGGAUAAGAGAUUGUGGGUUCACAGCGAGAGGUUGGCUUUGGCGUUUGGGCUUGUUCGAACGCCAUUGUCAAGAAAUCGUAUUUUGAUCAUCAAGAAUCUACGUAUAUGCUCGGAUUGUCACAGUGCUAUGAAAGUGAUAUCACGUAUCGUGCGGAGAGAUCUUGUUAUCCGUGAUAUGAACCGUUUCCAUCAUUUUCAUAAAGGAGUCUGCUCUUGCGGUGACCAUUGGUGA